AUGGCGAGACGCAAGAAGAUCAACCAGAAGCCUGCUACUAGCUCUAAGGUGAAUGAAUCCCUGUUGGCUCAAGAAGCUUGUGAGGGAGAGAUGACUGGUUUAGAUGAAGAAGUGCCGGUUGUGGUGGAAGAGGUAUUCAAGGAUACUUUGGUGGAUUUCCCAGAAUUCGGGGGUAAUGGGCCGUUGGAUUCUGAUGAGGGAAUGUCUGGAGUAAAGAGGAAUGGUGUGAAAUGGAGUGAUCAAGCUGAUGUCGAAAGUGAUUUUCAAAGCCAGGCCAAAGAUAAAUGGGCUCAGUUUUGGGCAUUGUUACCGAAUCAAGGAGGAGCUAGGCUAAAUUUUGAAGAACCCCUCAUUCGAGAGAGUCAAAGGAUUGCUCAAGUUGAUUUGGAGGAGAUCGAAGUUGAAACAUCCUUUUGGAACUCAGCUGUGGUAUGUAUGGUUCUUGGAGCUAAUCCUCCCUUUACUGUGUUUGAGGGUUUCAUUAAGAGGAUUUGGGGUAAGCUGGGUAUUGAAAGGAUUACACGAUUGAAUGCUGGAUAUACACUUGUAAAAUUUAGGGAUGAAGCUACCAAAGAUUUGGUGUUGGAAGCUGGGGUUCUCCAUUUCGAUAGGAAACCAGUUAUCGUAAAACCAUGGUCUGCUGAUCUAGAUACUCUAAGGUCAGUGAGAUAUGUUCAUGUUUGGGUUAGACUACCGGGUCUUGGGCUGCAAUACUGGGGUACUAAGUGUUUGAGUGCCCUAGUGAGUACCAUUGGGAAUCUUAUAUUAGUAGAUAAAGUUACAAAAGAUCGAUCCAUGAUGCAAUUUGCUAGGGUGUUAGUGGAGGUUGAAAUAACAGAGGAGGUUCCUCAAUCCAUUCAAUUUUUAAAUGAGAGAGGACAGCUGAUGGAACAAUUACUGGAGUUUGAAUGGCUGCCAACUCAAUGUAAAAGAUGUAGGGUAUAUGGUCAUACUGAGACUUUGUGUAACAGGAAACAAGGUGAGGUCUGGAGGAAGAAAGUUAGAAAUGUUGAUGAAAGGUCUAAGCAAAAACCCACUGAACUGAACUCCUUAGCUGAGAUUACAGCUUUAGCUAGUGAGGUUAUUGCAGAUGAUAAAAGGAAAGUAGAUGCUAAAGAGAAAUCUGAGUCCCAUGCUAUAUCAGAGCCUCCUGGCAAAGUUAAGGGAUUAGACUCAAAAGUUUCAAAGCAGACUGAAGCUAAGGCAAGCAGUGAAUCAAGAGAGAGGCUUCAUUCGGAUUGGAUCACUCCUAAACGGGUGGGGGGUGUCAAGAGUUUGGCUCCAAAUACUCAGAAUAAAUUGAAGAACUCUUAUAGUGCCCUACAAGAUAAGAUAAUGGAGGAAGUGGGGUCUAAUAAAAAGUUUUGUGUAACUUUUGUUUAUGGAAGGAACUCGAUUAAGGAGAGAUUGCAGCUUUGGCUUGAUCUUGCUGGUCUGUCUUUUCCAGCCAAUCCUUGGCUUGUGGCUGGAGACUUUAAUGCUGUUUUUGAGUUUAAUGAUCGGCUUGGUGGUCGUGAUGUUACUGCUCUGGAAAUGGUGGAUGCUCAAAGAUGGAGAUCUCUAGGGUUGGUUGAUGAGAUGCGCACUAGUGGUUCACAUUACACUUGGACAUAUAAGCAAGCUAAUGAGGCAAGAAUCUAUUCUAAAUUGGAUCGAAUAUUUAAAAAUGAAGCCUGGUUGGACUUAUUCCCUCAAGCUGAAGCCUAUGUAAAUUGGGAAAUGCUUUCUGACCAUUGUUUUUGCAUCAUUAAACCUGGAGCAACCCUGAACUUUGGUAUUAAACCGUUUAGAUUUUUUAAUAUGUGGACUAACCAUGAAGACUUUAGAGAGAUAGUGUUGCAGAGCUGGAGUAAACCAAUUAAGGUUCAUGGCUUAGAGAGAAUAAUGAGGAAAUUGAUGAGACUCAAGCAUGUCCUUCGCAAGUUUAACAGAAGGACUAUAGGUGAUGUUGUGCAUAACUAUACAGUAGCUAAGAAGAACUACCAAGCUGCCCAAAAUCAACUCCAACAGGAUCCUCAUUCAGCUGUUCUUCAAAGAGAGGAAAGAUUAGCUUGUCAGUUAAAUGAGAAGUUUGAGGAUGUAGUGGCUCAUUUUGUGAAUCACUUUCGUAGCAUUAUGGGUAGUAAGAGCACAGCUUCGGUUCCUAUUCAGAGGACUUGUUUUAGUCAUGGUAACAUCUUGUCUUUGGAUCAGCAGCUGAGUUUGAUAAAACCUUUCACCAAGAAGGAAGUGGAAGCUGCUUUGUUCAGUAUUAAUCCUAUUAAAAGCCCGGGUCCUGAUGGUUAUGGAUCGAGUUUUUUCAAAGCUAUGUGGAAGGAUGUGGGAGAAGAAAUUUUUGAUGCCAUAUUGGAUUUUUUUAUCAUGAUAGACACCCCCACUAAGGCAGUGGAGUAUAGACCCAUAGCUUGUUGUAAUACUCUCUAUAAAUGCAUUUCUAAAAUGCUAUGUGGUAGAUUGACUAAGGCUCUUCCUAUUCUAGUUAAUCAAAAUCAAGGAGCUUUUGUUAAGGACAGACUGUUGGCGCAUAAUAUUCUUAUUCUUCAGGAUAUUAUAAAAGGUUACAAGAGGAAAAACAUCUCUCCUAGAUGUGUGAUGAAGAUAGACCUUAGCAAAGCUUAUGACACGAUAGAUUGGCAAUUUUUGGAGGAUAUUCUCACUACUUUAUGUUUUCCCAACAAAUUUAUUAGGUGGGUGAUGAUAUGUUUGAAGGGUACUUCUUACUCUAUUUUGAUGUAUGGUAGGAUUCAAGGGAGCUUUAGAGGUAAAAAAGGUCUUAGACAAGGAGACCCUGUAUCUCCUUUGUUAUUUCUUCUAGUCAUGGAGUACUUUACUCGGGUACUCAUUCAAGCUUCUCUAAACAAGAAGUUCAGAUUUCAUCCGAAGUGUAAGAAUCUGAAAUUAGUUAACCUCUGCUUUGCUGAUGAUCUGGUGAUAUUUUGUAAGGGAGUUAACAAUUCAGUUCAGAUUAUAAAAGAGUGUUUUACUACCUUUAGUUUGGCUUCUGGUCUUUCAGCCAACUUGGAUAAAUCUCAGGUGUAUUUUGGGGGUUUGGCUGAGACAGAGACUAAACAGAUAUUGAAUAGGCUCCAAUUCGUUGAAGGGUCUUUUCCUCUAAAGUAUCUUGGAGUUCCUCUUCGGACUACUAAAUGGAAGGCUGGCGACUGUGCUGCUAUUAUCAAAAAGAUUCACCUGAAGCUUCACACUCGGUCUAGUCGUCAUCUUUCAUUUGCUGGGCGGGCUCAACUUUUUAAUUCUGUUCUAUUGGGUAGUAGAUCUUUCUGGAUGAGUAUAUUCCUCCUUCCCAAGAGUUUUGUUAAGGAGAUAGACCAUUUAUGCAGAAUCUUUCUCUGGGGGACUAAUGACAGUAGUAGAAACAGAAGUAAAAUGUAUCUCACUGCUUGGGAGCAAGUCUGCCUGCCUAAGAGUCUGAGCGGUAUUGGGUUUAAGGAAGGGUCCAAAUGGAAUAAAGUGUUACUAGCUAAAUUUGUUUGGGCUCUAUCCUCUAAACAAGACAUCCUUUGGGUGAAAUGGGUGGAUUCCAUCUAUCUUAAAGGGCAGAAUUUUUGGGAGUAUAAGAUGAAGCAGGAUGCCAGCUGGUACUGGAGAAAACUUACCAAUCUGAGAUCAGUUUUUUCUUAUAAAAAUCUGGAGGAGGCAGCUAAGAAUAGUAAGGUUAAUCUGAGAAAACUUUAUUUUCAGAUGCUUAAUAAGGAUAGAGUGCAUUAUGCUAAUGUGGAAUCCCAUUCCCACCUGUUUUUUUAUUGUCAAUUUUCUCAACAAGUUAGAGCAAAUGUGGCUGCUUGGCUGGGAGUGGAUAUUUGGCCGAGUAGGUAUGAGGAGUGGAUCUCUUGGAUGGUUGGGAAGCCUAAAGUCCUGAAGCAAAAAUUGGCAGCUGCUGCACUGGCUGCUUCUGUUUACUUGAUUUGUUGGAACCGUAAUAUGUGUAUGUUUAGAUCUUGCUCUAUGACAGUAGGGAAUGUAGAUCAUUUGAUCAAGUUUUAUUUGAAAGCUAUAUUGGUUAGGCUUCCUAAACUGAAAGUAAAGAAAAAUGACUUAGCAUUUGUUGAGCAGUUUGUCCAGAUUUAG
Messenger RNA from Humulus lupulus (European hop), 4086 nucleotides. RefSeq lists its product as uncharacterized. The transcript is spliced from 5 exons. Lineage: Eukaryota; Viridiplantae; Streptophyta; Magnoliopsida; Rosales; Cannabaceae. Bases 1 to 4086 code for a protein of 1361 amino acids. The record is from RefSeq and is a predicted model, not a curated record.